Molecule: messenger RNA, 2283 nt
Organism: Cavenderia fasciculata
Lineage: Eukaryota; Evosea; Eumycetozoa; Acytosteliales; Cavenderiaceae
Gene: pex14
Exons: 1
Coding region: 1-2283 (760 amino acids)
Biological process (GO): protein import into peroxisome matrix, docking
Cellular component (GO): peroxisomal importomer complex; peroxisomal membrane
Molecular function (GO): signaling receptor binding
Source: RefSeq, a predicted model, not a curated record
AUGAGCAAAUACGAUAUGACAGUCGAAAGUGGCGAUGCUGCAGUCGUCGACAACGCAGACUCGUCUGACCAACAAGGAGGAGGAGGAGGAGAGGUCGACCAAGAAGAGUUGUCAAGACAAAGAAUCAAAAAGAGAAAGGAUGAAGCAAAGAGAAUCAUCGAAGAGAGAAAGAGACGUGAAGCUCAACAACAACAACAACAAGAUGGAGAUGAAGAUAAUACAACAUCAGCUGCUGUUCAACCACCAAAGAAAAUUGUUAGAAAACAACAACCUGUACAACAACAACAAGCUGUAGAUAACGAUGAAGAAGAGGAAGAGGAAGAAGAAGAAGUACCAAAGACAAAGAAAAAGGUUAUCAAACAACAACAACAACAGUCACAACAACCAAAUGUUAGAGAGGAUAUGGUCAAACGUGCAUAUGCAUUCUUGAGUAAUCCAAACGUACGAAAUACAGCACUUGGUAGAAAGGUUGCAUACCUUGAAAAGAAGGGAUUGACUACUGAAGAGAUUAAAGAAGCUUUGAAGCGAUUCGAGUCUGGGUCUGGUGCUAGUGGAAGUGGUUCAUCAUCGUCUACAACUGGAGUAUCGUCAUCAUCAUCAUAUGACAACCAAAUUACACCUGCAUCGGUGACUAAUACUGGUAGAGGUGUAGUUGCAAGAGGUGGUGUUCGUAACAAUAAUAACAAUAACAACCAACAACAACAACAACAAUACAACCAACAACAAGACAACAACUAUCAACCACAAGUACCACAACCACCUCCACAAUACAACCAACAACAACAACAACAAAUGUACUAUCCACAAUCAUCUGCUCAACACCUGUACCAAGCCAGCAACACAUUCUCAUGGGGUAACAUACUCUUGUCUGUUACUGCUUUGGUGGGUGUCGCAUCGGGUCUUGCAUACCUCACGUCAAACUACAUCAUGCCAUACUUUCGUCCACCAAAAAAGGACCAGGAAGCAUCAAAGAAUGAAAAGAAGAUCCAAGAACUACAAGAACAACUCCAACAACUCCAAAUUGCCAUUGCAUCGCAAUCCAAAGACAUGUUGGAACCAAUCAAAGCACUCAUGGAACAAAAUGCCGCCAACAACAAGACCACUGAAAUCGAUGAUAUUCGUAAAGAAUUGAAAUCACUUACUGCUUCCAUUGCUUCUUUAAAUCAACAACAACAACAACCAAACAAUAAUCAUAAUCAUAAUCAUGGUCAUGGUCAUAGUCAUAAUCAUGGUAGUGGCCAUGGUAGUGGUAGUGGCAGUGGUAGUGGUAGUAUUCAUUCAUCAAGCGAGGAUAUUCAACCACCACAACAACAACAAUCUCCACAUAUUAAAUCGACAGCUCCAAGAACAAAGUUGGCAGCACCUCCAGUCGUAAUGAAUAAUCCAUACUCUAAUCUAUCUUGGAAACCAUCAACUGAGACACCACCAGCCAUUCCAUCUUGGCAACAAAGAUCUACUCCAAGUCCAGUCAAUAUUACAUCCAAUAAUUCAACUUCAACCUCUACUACUAGCACCAGCACAACAACAUCUUCACCAACCAACAACAACAACGUAUCACCAUUUGGAACACCAACCAAGAAACGUGAUGAAUCACAACUAAUGUCAACCGUAGGAACUUACAAUCCACCACAACCUAUUCAAAAGCCAUUUGACUUCAAUACUCCAACUCCAUACACUAGCACUACCAAUAAUAACAAACCAUCAUUUGAUUUUAAUACUCCAACUACACCAUCAUCAACAUCAACUACAUCUUCUUAUAAUCCACCAAAACCAAUGCCACUCCCAACCAAUGGUGAUGAUUUAGACACAACUACUAGCACCUCCACCACAUCGACUACUAGUACCUCCACCACAUCGACGUCAACCGAAAAGAAAGCAGAAGAUAUUCCAUAUUCUUCUGAUUUUGUAGACAUUAUCAACCAAUUGAAACAAGGUAAAACUCCACCAGGAAUUAGAUCAGAUAUUAAUGAUAGUCCAAUUCCAAAUGGUCAAAUUAACAAGUCUGCCAAAGAAAGACCAUUAAAGCCAUGGGAAAAACAACAACAACAACAACAACAACAACAACAACAAACUACUACUUUAGAACAACCAUCAUUGGAAUCUAAUAAUAUUAAUAACGAACCAUCUACCAGCACCUCCACAACAACAACUUCAUCGACUGUUGUUGAAGAACAACAACCAUUAACUUCAAAUACCCAAGAAGAAACUAAUACUACUACUACUUCUGAAGAACAACAAGACAAUAUUGAAACUGUUCCAGGUGUUGAAGAAAUAAAUAAUUAA